CCGGGCUGCGAAGAGUUAAACUGCUGCUCCUCUCAGUCCAGCGCAUUUAGCGGAAAACAUCUGACUUGCUGCUGGUUUCCUCGGAGCCGCGUUUUCACUCGGCUCGCCUGCUCUGACGCCAGACGGACGCGGACCCUCGCCACACGACUCACCAGUGAAGCAUGUGUGGAUGCUAACGGUCGUCUGCUCGGUUUGCCCUCGUUCCUUUUGAAUCUUGCAACCGCUUGGUCCUUUGAGUCUUGAGUCAUCUCGACCUUCGCCAUGUCCGCCGAGGUGGAGAACCCCAUGCAGGUCCCUGCUGAUCCGACCGCCUCCAGCCUCAACAGCCCCCCUACCUCGCCGUCGACAGCCGCAUCUAAAGUCCCGUUCAAGAAAGAGAAGAAGAAGAUACUCGAGAAAACGGAUGAGUACCUGCUGGCCAGGUUCCAGGGCGACGGUGUCAGGUACAAGGCCAAGUUGAUCGGGAUCGACGACGUUCCUGAAGCAAGAGGCGACAAGAUGAGCCAGGACUCUAUGAUGAAGUUGAAGGGCAUGGCAGUCGCCGCUCGCUCACAGGGGAAGCACAAACAGCGGAUCUGGAUCAACAUCUCUAUGUCGGGCAUCAAGAUCAUCGAUGAAAGAUCAGGAGUGAUCGAACACGAGCACGUGGUGAACAAGAUCUCCUUCAUCGCCAGGGACGUGACGGACAACCGGGCAUUUGGAUACGUGUGCGGGGCCGAGGGGCAGCAUCAGUUCUUUGCCAUCAAAACGGCUCAGCAGGCUGAACCUCUUGUCAUCGACCUGAAGGACCUUUUCCAAGUCAUCUUCAACAUGAGGAAGAAGGAAGCCGAGUCUUCUGAGACGGGAGAAAACGGCGGCACAGUUGAGAAUGGAAACAAUGCUGGACUCAGUGUGGACGGAGCGGUGAAGGCAGGCCAAGCUGUGGAGCAGCUCGACCUUUUUGGAGACAUCACAACUCCGCCAGACAUCCAGGCUCCCCAUGACUCUAACGAUAUUCUCUUGCUGGACUUUUCCGCCGAGGUGGACAGUAAUCAGAAUUGUAUAAAGGGGAAGCCCGGCCAUCCCCACAGAGAGAACCCCUUUUCUACGACAUUUGGAUACUUCCCAACCCCAGACAGUGACCCUUUCAGAGACGACCCCCUCUCCGUCUCCCCCUCUCACGCUUUCCUCACCACCAAUCACCCAAUCAGCACAGCUGGCACCGGUCGGACAGUUGAUGACCCUUUGAACGGAGACUCGGAACACUUUGGUCGGCAGAUUCACGACCUGUCCAGUAAGACCAUGAUUCUUGCUCUCAGUAACGGCCAGUGGCCACUAGGGGGCACAAUACCUCAGGGAAACUCAAUAACCAUGAUGGAUGGGAAUGACUCUGGACCAGUCCCCUCACACAAAAACCCCUUUUUUGACUCGCCGCCUGUUUCAAACGGCGACACUCAUCACUCCCCGGAGAUUCAUGUAAAGGAAUCGGUUGUAAUAAGCCCACCGCCGCAGAGUUCUAAAGCGGGACGAGGUCGCAGGAAGGCAAAGUCCUCAGCCAGCGACCUGUUUGGAGCCGACAUGUUUGCUACCCCCAGCGAUGACUCGUCUGCAGCGGGCGGACUCUUCAACAGCAUGCCGACCCCGUCUGCCACCUCCUCCAUCGCUGCUCUUGGAAAUCUUCAGUUGGGGCCUCCGGCUAUGACCAACAUGUCUGCUCCAAGCAUGUGGGGAGCCCCCACUACUGGACCCUCAAUGUUCCCGGUGCCAGGCAUGACUGCCCCAGGACCCAUGCCCACCUACCCACAGCCCUCGGCCUUCGGUGGUCUUCCCAUUCCCCCUACUGCCUGGGGUCAGCAGAUGCCACCACAAAUGUCGGGCCCCCCUCUCUCCCCACCCCACCUCGCCUGGGGUCAGCCCGCACCAGUGUCUCCUGGUUGGGGUCAACCUGGCAAUCCUUUCCAAACUAGCCAGGGUCCAUCGCGCCCACCCCCGAGGCCGCCUGCGAAGGACCCUCCCAAAGUGGAGAACAAUGCCUUCACCGCUCUGGACCCCCUGGGAGACAAAGAGAAGAAGAUGGGGAAGGACAUGUUCAAGGACUUCCAGCUCGCCAAACCACCAGCCAUCCCCGCCAGGAAAGGGGAGGCCAACGCUGCCUCUGGAGGGAAAGAGGCCGGUGCCUUCGACCAGUACUUCUCCAGUAAAGUGGGCGUGGCGCAGGAUGUCGCCGAUCAUGAUGACUUUGACAUCAGUCAGAUGUCUGCAGACGUUCCUAAACCGGCCCCAGCUCCAACCUUGGACCUCCUGGAUUCCGCCUUCUCCUCUCCUCCCACUGCCAACCAUUCAGCGCCGGCCCAGGUCCUCACUCAGAACAUCUUUGAUGAAGCCUUCGGGGUGCCUUCACCUGCGAGCGCUCCAGUCGGACAGAGCUCUGGGUCAACAGACCCUUUUUACGGGAAUCCUUUUGCCUGACUGCUCUCACAAACAAAUUGAAGAAGUGUUGCUGAAAACAUCCACCCAGAUCUUCAGGCUGCUACAAGAAGCGCAAGACAAUCCAAAGAUGAACUCAUCUCACCGGACCCUACGCACCUCCCCCCCCGCAACAGAACCAUCUGAUGCUGUUCUCCCGCCUGUCCAAUCAGUAGUUGCCUUUUUUUAUGAAGACCACUGAUCUGUGAAUACCAUGUUAUGUCCUAAUCUGCUGAGGGGAAAAAAGGGAAAAUGUUGCAUGAGGGAAGACAUGUCCAAAGAAGUUCAUAUAUUAAUGUUCCUCGUAUUAAAAGAAUAAAAUAAUUGA
Synchiropus splendidus (mandarinfish) is the source of this 2773-nucleotide messenger RNA. RefSeq names its product DAB adaptor protein 2 (gene dab2). Gene Ontology annotation, cellular component: plasma membrane. The record is from RefSeq and is a predicted model, not a curated record. The transcript has 15 exons. Gene Ontology annotation, biological process: positive regulation of endocytosis; negative regulation of canonical Wnt signaling pathway; receptor-mediated endocytosis. NCBI's taxonomy places the organism in Eukaryota, Metazoa, Chordata, Actinopteri, Syngnathiformes, Callionymidae. Bases 262 to 2448 code for a protein of 728 amino acids.